AACAUUUUAUCUCUCUCUCUCUCUCCACUUUACAACACCAAAACACAAGUUUCUCGGUAAAAAAAAUCUCUGAAGUCUUUGAAUCUAUGUGAAGGAGGAGAACCUCCAAGAAACAAAAAAAAAGUAUUUUCUCAACUUUUUCCGGUGGUGGAGGAACACUGAGCCACCGCUUUUGGGAGACAGAUUUAAUUUUCAGCUGGUAGAUGGUAGGCAGAGAAACAGAGAUGAUGUCUGAACGAGAAGUAGAAACAUCGACGGCCCAAGCAAGACAAAAUGGAGGAGGAGGAGGAGGAGAGAAUCAUCCGUUUUCUUCGUUGGGAAGACAAUCCUCCAUCUACUCAUUGACACUCGACGAGUUCCAACACGCUCUCUGCGAGAACGGCAAGAACUUCGGGUCCAUGAACAUGGACGAGUUCCUCGUCUCUAUUUGGAACGCUGAGGAGAAUAACAACAACAAUCAACAAGCAGCCGCAGCUUCACAUCCCGUUCCACCGAGUCAUAACGGUUUCAACAAUGGUGGAACCGAGAGCGGCGUCUUUGGUGGUGGUGGUGGUGGUUCUUCAGGUAACCAAGGGGUUAAUAAGAAGCCAGGGAUAGGGAUAGCUAAGCAGCCGAGUCUUCCACGACAAGGCUCGUUGACACUUCCAGCUCCUCUUUGUAGGAAGACUGUUGAAGAGGUUUGGUCUGAGAUACAUAGAGGUGGUGGAGACAACAACAACGGACGUAGUACUAGUAGUAGUAACGGUCAAAACAUUGCUAAUAACGGCGUUGGUGAGAGUGCGGCUAGGCAACCAACGUUUGGGGAGAUGACACUUGAGGAUUUCUUAGUGAAGGCUGGUGUGGUUAGAGAGCACCCCACUAACCCUAAACCUAUGUUAAACCCGACCCCGACUAGUGUUAUACCGGCAUCCACCCAGCAGCAACAGCUUUACGGCGUGUUUCCAGGAGGCGGUGAUCCUUCUUUCUCGGUGGGUGUAGGUGAUUAUGGUAAAAGGGCAGGAGGAGGAGGAGGAGGGUAUCAGCAAGCACCACCGGUUCAGCAAGGUGUUUGCUAUGGGGGUGGUGGCGGGUUUGGAGCGGGUGGACAGCAAAUGGGGAUGGUCGGACCGUUAAGCCCGGUGUCGUCCGAUGGGCUAGGACAUGGGCAAGUGGAUAACAUAGGAGGUCAGUAUGGAGUUGAUAUGGGAGGGUUAAGGGGAAGGAAGAGAGUAGUGGAUGGUCCAGUGGAGAAAGUAGUGGAGAGAAGGCAGAGGAGGAUGAUCAAGAACCGUGAGUCUGCUGCCAGGUCUAGAGCAAGAAAGCAGGCAUAUACGGUGGAGUUAGAAGCAGAACUGAACCAGUUGAAAGAAGAGAACGCUCAGCUAAAACAUGCAUUGGGAGAGUUGGAGAGGAAGAGGAAGCAACAGUAUUUUGAGAGUUUGAAGACGAGAGCACAACCUAAAGUGCCAAAAGUGAGCGGGAGAUUACGGACAUUGAUGAGGAACCCGAGUUGCCCUCUCUGAACAAACAAACAAGCAGUAGCAGAUGAAGACGGUGUUGGUAGGUUGGUUUGUUUUGUCCUUUUGAGGAAUGAGAUAAUAAAAUUAUCUUUUACUUUGAUGCUUUUAUGUGUUAGAGUUGUUCCUUUGUCAACAAGAAAGUGAUUCUCUGUUUCAACAUCAUAAAAUCUUAAGAGGU
Molecule: messenger RNA, 1677 nt
Organism: Brassica oleracea var. oleracea
Lineage: Eukaryota; Viridiplantae; Streptophyta; Magnoliopsida; Brassicales; Brassicaceae
Product: protein ABSCISIC ACID-INSENSITIVE 5
Exons: 5
Coding region: 204-1502 (432 amino acids)
Biological process (GO): positive regulation of DNA-templated transcription
Cellular component (GO): nucleus
Molecular function (GO): DNA-binding transcription factor activity
Source: RefSeq, a predicted model, not a curated record